Messenger RNA from Fusarium tjaetaba, 735 nucleotides. RefSeq names its product kinetochore-associated NNF1. Gene Ontology annotation, cellular component: MIS12/MIND type complex. Gene Ontology annotation, biological process: chromosome segregation. Lineage: Eukaryota; Fungi; Ascomycota; Sordariomycetes; Hypocreales; Nectriaceae. The record is from RefSeq and is a predicted model, not a curated record. The transcript is spliced from 3 exons. The coding region runs from base 1 to 735 and encodes 244 amino acids.
AUGGCGCCCGAUCCGCAGCCUGAACAACCCGCGCAGGCCGAAACAGCCCAAGAAACAACUCAAUCUCAAUCCCAGGAACCAGAGCGACAACCAGAAUCAGAACAAGACCCUCCCGCAUCACCGCCCCUCCCUCAGCGACACACAGCCGUUACGCCUGGUCCCCGCGCCGCGCGUCUACAAGAACUCUACGCGCGAUCGCUAAAGAAGACGCUGGGCAAGAUUGGAUGGGACAAUGUCGCCGGCUGCUACCCUACGGUUGCAAAGAGGGCGGAGGGUGUGUUGAGGCAGGUUCAGGGACAAAUGGUUGAUAAGCUUGGCGAGAAGUGCGAGAAAGAGUUUGAUAAUAUUAUGGUAUCGAGACAGGUCGUUCCUAAGCUCAAUGAUCUAGAGAGCCUUAUUAGCGAUGCCUCCCGCCGACGUGCAGAUCCCCAUCUUUUACCCCCAUCAGCCAUCCUCGCCGCACAUCUCACGCCCGCCCUCACGGCGCACCAGUCGCAGCUCAAUGCUCGCCUACAGACGACACAAUCGCAAAACGCUCUCUUGUACGAGGAAGUUCGUCGUCAAAGAGAAGAAAUUCGUACACUUCUUGAUGCCCUCGAAGCUGUCGUCGCCGAUGUCCAGGGCGCAAAUGACGCGCUGCGCCCGGUUGUGGACGAUGUUGCUGCUGAGACGAGACAGGGCAUAGCAGCUGUUGACGCAGUCAAUGGUGGUGGGCAACAAGGAGCAUCAUCAUGA